AGGUACAGUACAUGACGUCUCUAACUGUACAGGGGAAUGUUUGUUUCCAGAAAGAGACAGUAAGCCAUAAAGCUAUGCUGAAAGAGGGUGCUUUCCACUUGAACCUCCACCCAAAGGAAUGUUUAGAAAACAACCCGUACAAACUGGACAAACCUCUGCCACCUCUGAAGAGAUUGGUAGGUUAGCGUUUUCCAUCAUGAAUCUUAAACAAGCAGGAAACCAUGCACCUGGAGGCUGCUUUCCUUGUUGCCGGUGAUUUUAAUUCCGCGUCAUUAAGACACGUAAUGCCCAACUUCCAUCAACACGUUUCCUUCGCCACUAGGGGCGAUAAAGUCCUAGAUCACUGUUACUCUACCCACAAGCAGCAUAGAAGGCCCUCCCUCAUCCCCCCUUCGGCAAAUCAGAUCAUGACUCUAUACUCCUGUUUACAAGCAGAAUCUCAAACAGGAAGUACCAUUGAUGUGCUCUGUUGAGAAAUGUUCCUCUGUAUUGGAGGCUAUGCUAAAAGACUGCUUUGUUAGUGCCGAUAGCAUCGAGCUAACCACCUCUGUCACCGGCUUCAUUAGGAAAUGCAUAGCCAACGUUAUUCCCACAGUGACGGUUCACUGCUUCCCCAAUCAAAAGGCCAGGAUUAACACAGAGGUUGGCGCUAAGCUAAAGGACAGGGCUACCGCACACGGGCUAUCACAGCCAACUCUGAGGCCACGGCUGAGGACACAAACAAGUACAAGAAGUCCCGCUAUGACCUCCGCAGAGCCAUCAAACAAGUAAAAGGACAAUAUAGGAACAAGUUGGAAUCCUGUUACACAGCCUCCGACGCCCAACGCAUGUGGCAAGCUCGUCACCAAGCUUGGGAGCCUGGGACUGAACACCUCCCUCUGCAACUGGAUCCUGGACUUCCUGACGGGCUGACCCCAGGUGGUGAGGGUAGUCAACAUUACCACCACCACGCUGACCCUCAGGGCUAGCAAGCAGCUAGCUAGCAUCAGUCAGCGAGGAAGCUACAAACACAAGAUAGUUAGCUUAACAGCUAACGUUAACUAGCUUAACAGUUAACGUUAACUACCUUAACAGCCAGUCAAUUCACACUGCUCAUUGGUUGGCGAAUGCCCCUGCUACCUGUCUCUCCCUAACUUGUUGACCGAUGUUUUGGCUCACUGCCCCACAAUUUACUGCUUGUUUCUACAGCACCAACUUGUGAGUUGGUCAUCUCCCGCUCGUAUCUUGUAUGUGCAGCCAGGAUCCAUACAGUGAGCAAGUCCUCCGCUUUCUCUCUGUUUGCUGUACUGGUGUGUGACUCAGGUAUGUGUUGCUUGUGUGUUUGCCAUUUCACUGGCUGUGCUUGUUUCGGGAGGCAGGAUGCGGGCUGUAUUUGCUAACCCACUGUAGCUCAUUGCAAACCUUUUAAUAAAUUCCUGUCAAGAAGAGAGACACAGAAGCCCAGCUAUCCUAGCUAGCCUGUAGUUUCAAAUCGUAGCCUGUAGUUUUAUAUGGUGAGAAACAACUCCGUUCCCGUGUCAAAAAACCCUGUGCUAUCCUGGAGCAUGAGCACCGGACAUAACAAGGCUGCUUCCUAUCAUUCUACAACAGCUGCCGGGGGCUGACGCUGUUGUAGUCCAUGUGGGGUCAAACGAGAUUAGGAGGGCUAGCUCGGAACUACUGAAAAUGAAUUUUAAAUAACUGAUUCUAGCUCUGAAAGAUUCCAAAAAGAAGCCAACUAUUUCAGGCCUGGUACCAUCGCUGUGAAAUAUUCUGCAGGCUACUGGCAUUACACACUUCGCUAAAAGACUACUUUGACACCUUUUGGAAACAGAAGAUGCUCUACAGGAAUGACGGAGUCCAUACAAAUCAUCUUGGCUCCUGGUACCUGUCUGCGUAUUUCAAGGCUGCGUUGAGACAAUGACUUAUCAGUGACCCAAGCCCUGCUCAGAUAAUCCCUACCAUUGUGUUGCUGAGUUGUUGUAGUGCUGCUGCAAAUGUACAUUGUCCCAGGGGCGUUGGCAGUCAUUAUGUAAGUAACUUAAUUUAUGUCCCUCUAACUCCCCUAAGUGCCUCUGUCAAUCCUACAGCUAUUGUAUGCAGUAAUCAUGCGUCUAUGAAGUAAUCAUGUGUCUAUGAACCUGAGUUAUACUGUUAGCACUCAGGCGGUUUGACCUAGUAGGAAGUCCACUGUGUGCAGCUCACCCUGCACUAUCAGCUCAAACAUAAAUGUCACUGUCAUGUCUACCUCUGAUGAGCCUCCCAGUAAAGCAAUAAAAACAAUAAAGUAUCCCAGAAAAGUGCUAAAAAUAGUUAAUAUAUUAAUAUAUGUGGCCUAAGAAACAAGGUUCAUGAAAUCGAUAACUUGCUAGUAACAGAUAACAUUCAUAUACUGACUAUCUCUGAAACUUAAUUAGAUAAUUUACUUGAUGAUACAGUGGUAGAAAUUCAUGCUUUCAACAUCUUCAGAAGAGACAGGAAUACCAAUGGUGGAGUUGUUGCCGUGUAUGUUCAGAGUCAUAUUCCUGUAAAGCUUAGAGAAGAUCUCAUGUCAAAUGCUAUUGAAGUAAUAUGGCUACAGGUUCACCUGCCUCACCCAUUCUUGUGGGAAGCUGCUAUAGACCACCAAGUGCUAACAGUCAGUAUCUGGAUAAUAUGUGUGAAAUGCUUGAUAAUGUAUGUGAUAUCAAAAGAGAGGUAUAUUUUCUGGGUAACCUAAAUAUUGAGUGGCUUUCAUCAAGCUUCCCACUCAAGAAAAAGCUCCAGAAAGCAACCAGUGCCCGCAAUCUGGUUCAGGUUAUCAGUUAACCUACCAGGGUAUUUACAAACAUCACAGGAAUGAAAUUAUAAACAUGUAUUGAUCACAUCUUUACUAAUGCUGCGGAAAUCUGCUCUAAAGCAGAAUCCAUUGGAUGUGGUGAUCAUAAUAUAUUAGCCAUAUCUAUGAAAACCAAAGUUCCAAAGGCUGAGCCUAAUAUAGUGUAUAAGAGGUCAUACAAUAAGUUGUGUAGUGAUUCCUAUGUUGAAGAUGUAAAGAAUAUUUGCUGGUCUGUGGUGUGUAAUGAGGAUACACCAGACGCUGCACUUGACACAUUUACGAAAUGUCUUAUUCCAUUUACUAAUAGGCAUGCAGCCAUUAAGAAAAUGACUGUAAAAAUGGUUAAAUCCCCAUGGAUUGAUGAGGAAUUGAAAAAGUGUAUGGUUGAGAGGGAUGAGGCAAAAGGAAUGGCAAAUACAGUGCCUUCGGAAAGUAUUCAGACCCCUUGACAUUUUCCACAUUUUGCUACGUUACAGCCUUAUUCUAAAAUUGAUUAAAUAAAAACAUUUCCUCAGCAAUCUACACACAAUACCCCAUAAUGACAAAGAGAAAAGCACCUUAAAUUACAUUUUGGGCAAAAAGGAAAACUCGUUCAUUGAAUCAGAUGGCUCAUUUAUCACAAAUCCCACUGAUAAUACCAACUACUUACAUUAUUUUUUCAUUGGCAAGACUUAGGCAUGACAUGCAAACAACAAAUUAUGAAAGACAAGCUUUGUGAUUUUGAAUUCCGUAAAGUGAGUGUGGAAGAGAUGAAAAAAUUAUUGUUGUCUAUCAACAAUGACAAUCCACCUGGGUCUGACAACUUGGAUGGAACAUUACUGAGGAUGAUUGUGAACGAUAUUGCCACUCUUAUUUGCCAUAGAUCUCUUCGAUCUAAGCCUACAGAAAGUGUGUGCCCUCAGGCCUGGGGGGAAGCAAAAGUCAUUCCGCUACCCAAGAAUAGCAAAGCUCGCAAACAAUCAUUAUAUACGGUGCUACUCUGUUUAUACACUGAAUAUACAAACCAUUCCAUGACAUAGACUGACCAGGUGAAACAAGGUGAAAGCCAUGAUCCUUUAUUGAUGUCACUUGUUAAAUCCACUUCAAUCAGUGUAGAUGAAGGGGAGGAGGGGAGGAGACUGGUUAACGAAGGAUUUUUAAGCCUUGAGACAAUUGAGACAUGGAUUGUGUGUGUGCCAUUCAGAGGGUGAAUGAGCAAGCCAAAAGAUUGAAGUGCCUUUGAAUGGGUUUUGGUAGUAGGUGCCAGGCACACACUGGUUUGUGUCAAGAACUGCAACGUUGCUGGGUUUUUCACAUUGAACAGUUUCCCUUGUAUCAAGAAUAGUCCACCACCCAAAGGACAUCCAGCCAACUUGACACAACUGUGGGAAGCAUUGGAGUCAACAUGGGCCAGCAUCCCUGUGUAACGCUUCCUACACCUUGUAGAGUCCAUGCCUCGACGAAUUGAGGCUGUUCUGAGGGCAAAAGGGGGGUGCAACUCAAUAUUAGGAAGGUGUUCCUAAUGUUUGGUAUACUCAGUGUAUAUAUCCUGAUUCCUAGUCACCUUACCCCUAUACAGAUCUAACACUACCACUCCAGUAUCCCUUCAAAUUGUAAAUAUGGUAUUGGUACUGACCCUGGAACUGACCCUGUAUGUAGCUUACUUACUUUCUCGUGCUUUUCUUAUUUAAAUUUUUCGUGUGAUUUUGUUCUACUUAUAAAUAUUUAAUAGUACAACUGAUAUUGAUUAUAGCAUUGUUGGGAAAGAGCAAGCAAGAAAGGCAUUUCACUGUACUAGUGCACGUGACAAUAUAACUUAAAACCUGAUCUUGUUCUAGCGGCAGCUCUGCAUAGUAGUCACUAGCUGGCACAGCCACAAAGUCAUAAAAUCUGAUUUUAAACCUAACUUUAACCUUAACCACACUGCUAACCCUAACCUUAAUUUAAGACCAAAAGCACAUUUUUGUUAACAUGAAUUUGUAAAAUAUAGACAAUUUUGACUAAUCAGCUGGCCUAUCUAAGGGGAAAUCGCUCAGUUCUGCUUCCAGGACAAGACUCAUGACAAUAAACGUCAACCUGCAUGGGAUUGCAGGAGAGGAAGAGAUUUGUGAUCCCCUUCAAACCCAUCUCACUAAACAAAAGGGUGAGGGUGCACAGAGGAGACAGACAACUGACCUUAUGCUUGUUUAUUACAAGUUUUGUCUGUUUUAGAUCGGAGGCAUGAAAGCAGGUACAUUUGACAUUUACCACUCUCACGCUGCUGACCAUUACAUUACACAGAGAUCAAAAUCUGUGACCAUGAAAAAGGAGGGAAAGGUAUUCCACUCAUCUCCUGGACUGAAGAGCACCGCUGUGAAGAGCAUCAUCAGUGUUAAUGUGAACAGGUGACACUCCAUUUUGGACAUGCAUAUCCUCUCAGACAUAGAAUAAUAAUUGUCUAAUUGUAGUAUUAGGCUACUAUUUUUGACUGUUUUUGUCUUGUUUUUCUGGUCAGUGCACUCUGCAAACUACAGUAUGAAUAUACCAUCUGUGAUGACAUACUAAUGUGGAAACUUGCUAUC
Messenger RNA from Coregonus sp. 'balchen', 5337 nucleotides. NCBI's taxonomy places the organism in Eukaryota, Metazoa, Chordata, Actinopteri, Salmoniformes, Salmonidae. The record is from the annotation of a GenBank genome assembly.